ACUCAAAAGAAACACUUCCACCACAUCUGCCUGCAUAACAAUACCAUAUUAAUAUGGGCACUAACCCUUCACCAUCUCGGGUUGCUAUUGCGCUUGAUGCCACUAAGGAUCUUAACCAACGUGAGCUUAGCGCCACCAUCUCUAAUGUUCGAGCUCGAGGCGAUAUUCUGGUGAAUGGUGAUACGCUUGUUGUACUUGGAAUUUUGGGCAAAGUGACUCUCCCCUUGGGUUAUCAAAGCAAAGCAUCGCUUCUAAGUACUUUUGAAACGAGCAUCUGUGCCAUGCAUGAAGAAAUCUCAAAGAAGGUUGAUACAUAUGUUCGUAUGCUCCACCAAAGUGCUCAAGAUUGUGAACGCCAAGGGGUAAGGGCUGAAGUUAAAAUUAUAGGUGGAGCUUCUAUUAAGGGUAUUGUUAUAAAAGAGGCAGCAUCUUGUAAGGCAGUUAUACUUGACAGGAAGCUUAGACAGGAUUUGCAGUUUUACCUUGCAAGGAGGUUGCCUCAUUUCAAGAUAGCAUUGGAUUCUCAAAGUGAAGCAGAUAUCACUGCCGUAAAAAAGCUGUUUUAUAUUUACCACAAAGCACGACCCGUACUCCAAUCCAACUUUCAAGCCAAUAGCACCAUCACCAAACGCAAUGAGGACUUGCGCAACAUCAACAUUCUUUUGGCCUAUGAAAGGAUACUGCAGAAGCGCAAAAAGGAUACUAUUCAGACAGGUUGCUUCCCCAAGAAAAAGGCUUAUAGCGAUGAGGAGUUGCUCAACGUCGUCCUUCCUUUGGCCUUUGACGAGUUAGAGAAGUUCGAACCGGAGAAAUGGAAGGAGAUAGGGUGGUUCAGGAGAAAGGUAAUUGCAUUUCGGGUGGUUUUAAAGGCGCGACGGAUGCGAAAGGAGAAGCUGAGACGUGCUUCUAAGAUGAAGUUUGCUUAA
Molecule: messenger RNA, 926 nt
Organism: Gossypium arboreum
Lineage: Eukaryota; Viridiplantae; Streptophyta; Magnoliopsida; Malvales; Malvaceae
Exons: 8
Coding region: 54-926 (290 amino acids)
Biological process (GO): aromatic amino acid biosynthetic process
Molecular function (GO): oxidoreductase activity; 3-dehydroquinate synthase activity
Source: RefSeq, a predicted model, not a curated record